Molecule: messenger RNA, 1751 nt
Organism: Canis lupus familiaris (dog)
Lineage: Eukaryota; Metazoa; Chordata; Mammalia; Carnivora; Canidae
Gene: RNF122
Product: ring finger protein 122
Exons: 6
Coding region: 296-760 (154 amino acids)
Source: RefSeq, a predicted model, not a curated record
CGCGAGCCCGGCUUCCCGCCGACGCUCCUCCCUGCCCUGCCCUGCGGGCCGGCCCCUGCCCUGCAGCGCCCCGCGCGCCCCAGCCGGGGGCCCCGCUGCCGUUCCUCCGUGCUGCGCCGAGCCGGGGCACUUUGAUCUGUUUGCUCCCGUCCCCCCCCUUUGUUGCUCUAAGACCACCCCAGCCCGGACCCCACCCCGGCGGGCGCCGGACUUCUCCGCGGACUGCAGCGGACCCGACCGCCGGGGCGCCCCGCCGCCCGCCUUCGUCCCGGGGGAAGCCAGCGAGAGCUCAUUGAUGCACCCAUUCCAGUGGUGUAACGGGUGUUUCUGUGGCCUGGGACUGGUUAGUACCAACAAGUCCUGCUCAAUGCCACCCAUCAGUUUCCAGGACCUUCCCCUCAACAUCUACAUGGUCAUCUUCGGCACGGGCAUCUUUGUCUUCAUGCUCAGCCUCAUCUUCUGCUGCUAUUUUAUCAGCAAACUCCGGAACCAGGCACAGAGUGAACGAUACGGCUAUAAGGAGGUGGUACUUAAAGGAGAUGCCAAGAAACUGCAAUUAUAUGGGACCUGUGCAGUCUGUCUGGAAGACUUCAAGGGGAAGGAUGAGCUAGGUGUGCUCCCAUGCCAACAUGCCUUUCACCGGAAGUGUCUGGUGAAGUGGCUGGAAGUACGCUGUGUCUGCCCUAUGUGUAACAAACCCAUUGCUGGGCCCUCAGAGGCCACACAGAGCAUCGGGAUCCUAUUGGAUGAGCUGGUGUGAGUGCUGCCUCUGCACCAAGGCCUGGAGAAGACCUCUUGCUUCAUGGGUGCCUGGUCCUUCUGCACAGCUACAGAGAACUAAACUGUUGGGUAGUGGUUGACGUGCUUACCUGAAGGGGCAGUAAUGCAGGGCUGGUCUCCCACCAUCAGGGUAAGGCCAGAGUUGUCCCACCUUUCUGCCUCCUGAAGCCUUCUUUCCUGCUACUCAGAACUAAUGGUGUCACCCAUCAAAAAAACACUGUAUCCUGGUACUGGCCUGUCUACCUGCCUGUCCCUGCUGGGGAAGCCAAUCUGCUCUUCUCUGACUGAGAACCUGGAGUUACCCCUGGAGGAUUCCCCUUAGGAGGACAGGCUGCCCUGACCUAGAAGAAGGGACAAGAUGGGCCAUGUCCCACCUGUAACCUCCCUCCCCUCUUCACUCCUUGUAUAGGAAGGUGGGAAGGGGAGGUAGGAAGGUUGGUCUGUCAAGGAACCAUCAAGGAACCAAGUGCCUCCAGUGGAAGGGAGGGAAGGCUCUAUAGGAAGUCAGGAAGAGCAGGGACAUGGGAAAAGGAAAGUCAAUGUUUACAUGGGGCCUUUGUGACUGCAGGGUCAUGGAGGGCACGUGCUUUCCACUCCCUGCUGGAGUCUGAGGUGCUAUCCGUUCACUCUCUUCCUCAGUUAAUCUCCAAGCUUCCUAUUCCGUCUUGGAGUUUGAGUGCCCACCCCCUAGAGGAAGGGCUUGUUCUAUAUUCAGAUGAAUUCCUAGAGGCUUUUUUCUAAAGGAGCAAGGGGCCUGGGGUUAGGGGUGUCUGAAGGUUAGGGCAGCAACAGGUACCUUCUUCCCCUUUGUAAAUAGUAUUUUUAUACUUUCUCCUCACCAUCUCAGGCUUUAUAUGUGGGAGCCCCUGAAUGGAGGGAGGGGGGGUGUCCUCGCCCCCACCUGGAGCAGGUGAGGGUGGGGCAAAGGUAUGUAUUUAAAGAAAAUUAAAUUUAAUAACAAGUUUCUCUAA